UCUCCACCUGCGUCCCAUCAGAAGCAUGAAUUACGCUCGCUUUCUGACAGCUGUGAGCGCGGCGAGAAAGCCGUCACCUAUUCGCGUACUGACGGAGCUUCAGCAGCGGUCUCCCCCGUCUCUGAUCUCUUUGGCCGGAGGAUCUCCCAAUCCCAACACCUUCCCGUUCCAGUCGGCCAGCAUUAAAGUGAAGGGAGGCGAAGCGCUGGUGAUGGACGAGCCUCUGAUGAAGAGAGCGCUGCAGUACUCCGGCUCAUACGGUAUUCCUGAGCUGCUCUCGUGGAUGAAGGAUCUUCAGAAAAGCCUCCACAAUCCUCCCACCACCGGCUACAGUCCAGAGAGAGGACAGAUGGAGAUGUGUGUCACCACCGGCAGUCAGGAGGGGCUCUGCAAAAUCUUUGAGAUGCUGGUCAAUUCUGGAGACAACGUCCUCCUCGACGCUCCCACGUACUCAGGAACGCUGGCGGCCCUGCAGCCGCUGGGCUGUAACCUCAUUAACGUGGCGAGCGAUCAGCACGGCAUGAUCCCUGCGGACCUGAGGAAGAUUCUGGAGCGCUGGGACCCGGCAGAUGCACAGAAACCGGGAAGCAGCGUCCCGAGAGUCCUGUACACCAUCCCGAACGGAGGCAACCCCACCGGAGCGUCCAUGACCUGUGAGAGGAAACAGGAAGUCUAUGAGCUUGCCAGGAAAUAUGAUUUUCUUAUCAUUGAAGAUGACCCAUACUAUUUCCUGCAAUUCCAAAAACCGUGGGCUCCAACGUUUCUGUCCAUGGACGUAGACAGCCGCGUCCUGCGAACGGAUUCCUUCUCUAAGAUCCUGUCGUCGGGCUUACGGAUAGGUUUCGUCACUGGACCGAAGCCGCUGGUGGAGCGAGUGGUGCUGCACAUCCAGGCCUCCACGAUGCACACCAGCACCUUCACACAGCUCAUGGUCUCUCAGCUGCUUCAUAACUGGGGUCCAGGUGGUUUUCUCAAGCACAUUGAUGGGGUGAUUGAGUUUUACAGAUCUCAGAGGAACACCAUGCUCUCCUCAGCAGACAAAUGGCUCAAAGAUGUAGCUGAAUGGCAUCCUCCCAUGGCCGGCAUGUUCCUGUGGAUUAAACUCAAGGGCAUUAAAGACACACAGCAGCUGAUAAUGGAGAGAGCGCUAGAGAAAGAGGUUCUUCUGGUUCCUGGAGGAGUUUUCCACAUCAACAGCUCAGAUCCGUGUCCGUAUGUCAGAGCCGCCUUUUCUCUCUCCACACCUCAACAGAUCGAUGAGGCUUUUAGGAGACUCGCUGAUCUCAUCAAGGACGCCAUGUGAGCAGCUGAUUCCCAGGAAGAGGAAUCAAGGAAUCAAGGAUUUUUUUUUUUUUUGCACAACAAACCCAUAUUUUCACCUUUCAGAUAGUACAAACUUGAAAUUGUUUACUGACACCGUUUUUUCAUUUUGAUUCUUUAUUUAAUUCAGUUCAAUUCAAGUUUAUUUGUACAGCGCUUUUC
Messenger RNA from Sinocyclocheilus rhinocerous, 1482 nucleotides. RefSeq names its product aminoadipate aminotransferase (gene aadat). Bases 26 to 1303 code for a protein of 425 amino acids. Gene Ontology annotation, biological process: biosynthetic process. Gene Ontology annotation, molecular function: pyridoxal phosphate binding; L-kynurenine:2-oxoglutarate transaminase activity. NCBI's taxonomy places the organism in Eukaryota, Metazoa, Chordata, Actinopteri, Cypriniformes, Cyprinidae. The transcript has 13 exons. The record is from RefSeq and is a predicted model, not a curated record.